AUGGUACGCGUGAAGAUCAAAUCUAUACAUACCUCAUUUACAUCCGAGUUUGAAUGCCAGUUGAUGCCGGUAAUUACUGAAAAUUUACCGCAAGUUUAUGUGGACACCACGAUAUGGAAUGUUCCCAGACACAUUAAACUCGCCGAUCCGACGUUCAACACUCCUGGGAGCAUAGAUCUACUUAUUGGAGGAGCGCUGUUUUGGCAGAUACUAUGCAUGGAGCAAAUAAAACUUCAUAACAAGCUACCUACUCUACAGAAGACUAUGUUGGGAUGGGUAGUAGGAGGAGAGAUAGUAGGUCGCAAUACCGUAAGACAACCGCAAACGUGUCACUUACUUACCAAAUUGGACAAACAACUCGAGAAAUUUUGGAUCAUCGAGAAAGGGACGGAACAACCACAUCUAUCAAAACAAGAGCAAUAUUGCGAAGAGUUUUUUAAGAAGACUGUACGUCAGAACGCAGAAGGAAGAUACAUCGUUCGUCUACCGAGAAAUGAGGCUACGAAAAUAGGAUCAUCAGAGGAGUUUGCAAUGAGACGCCUAUACUCGAUGGAAAAUAGAAUCGAGAAACAACCUGAUAUAUGGAAGGCUUAUAACGAAUUUAUGACCGAAUACGAAGCUAUGGGACAUAUGACGCCAAUACAAAGGACAGAUAAUUCGACGGAAGAAGAGGCCUUCUACCUACCACAUCAACCGGUCAUUCGGACAACGAGCCUGACAACAAAGCUUCGAAUCAUUUUUGAUGCGUCGGCCAAGACAUCAAACGGGACUUCACUAAACGACAUGCUACUGAUAGACCCCAAUCUGCAGGGCGACUUACGGAGUAUUAUGUUACGAUUUCGAUGCCACCAGUAUGUCAUGACUGCCGAUAUAGCUAUGAUGUUUCGGCAAGUUAUGGUGUCAGAAGAAGACCGACAUCUACAGCGAAUACUUUGGAGAGAAGACUCUGAUCAGGCCGUUCAGACGUACACGCUGAAUACCGUCACAAAUGGCACGGCAUGCGCACCAUACCUAGCAAUGCGAUGCUUACGGCACCUCGCGGAAGGAGAAAAGAAGAACUAUCCAGCAGCAGCCAAGAUUCUAGAAGAUGACUUCUACAUGGAUGACGUAUUGACCGGUAGUGAUACGAUAGAAGGAGCGGCAGCUUUGCAAAAGGAACUCUCAGAGUUGCUGGCAAGAGGACAAUUUCCGUUACGCAAAUGGCGAUCAAAUGAUUCAAGAGUACUACAUCAUCUAGCGGAAGAUCGAAAAACGGACGAACUUUUUGUUCUGGAUAAGGAAGAACCGCUGAAGACACUGGGUCUUCUCUGGAAUUCAAAUCAAGACGUUCUGCAAUACAAGGUCACGGUGACUAACAAUCAAAAAAUGAGUAAACGUAACAUUUUGUCACAAAUUGCAAGUAUCUAUGAUCCUCUAGGUUUAAUUGGGCCAAUACUCAUUACGGCAAAAAUCACAAUGCAGCAACUCUGGAAGAUAAAAUUAGGAUGGGACGAGAUAGUAUCAGACGAGAUAUCAAGGGCCUGGACGAACUACUAUGGAGAUCUACCGGAGCUCAAUAAUCUGAGAAUCCCGCGAAACGUCAACCCACUAAAUGAGACGCAAGAAAUUGACCUUCAUGGAUUUGGAGAUUCAUCCGAGAAAGCAUAUGGGGCAUGCAUUUACUGCACAUAUAAAUCAAGAGACGGGGCAAUCAAGUCAUUUUUGCUCUGUUCGAGGGCACGUGUAGCCCCUCUUAAAACUAUUUCUCUGCCAAAGCUUGAGCUUUGCGCUGCGCUCUUGCUUACGAGACUUUCUGCAAACGUACAAAAGGCGAUGCAAGGAAAAAUAAGAAGAAUCUACCUUUGGAGUGAUUCGACUAUUUUCUUGUGCUGGAUCAAGACACCCCCCUACGAGUUGAAGACGUUCUACGCAAAUCGAGUAGCUGAAAUACAGCAGCUGUUACCGCAAGCGGAGUGGAAUCAUGUAGGAUCGGAGCAGAAUCCUGCGGACUUGCUGUCGAGAGGAAUGGCCGUACAGGAGUUUACACGAAAUCAAUUAUGGUGGUAUGGUCUACAAUGGAUAACCAAUCCAGAGUGUUGGCCGAAAAUGCCGCUUAAACCAGUAGAGGAUGACCCGGGUAGGAAAGCGCAGAUGAUCUGUCUUUCCGUACAGAAACAUUACGACAUUUUGUAUAAGUAUUCGGUGUUUUCCAAACUUCUGCGUGUAAUAGCUUAUUGUCUGUGUAUAGCGUAUUGUCUACGAUUCCGAAGUAAGCCUAAGGGGGAUCGGAGACUCAAGGGUUUGACUGUAGAAGAGUUGGAUGAGGCUAAAUUCGUAAUACUGCGCUUGGUGCAGGAGGAGCAAUUUGCCGACAAACUAAAGGACUUACAACGAAAACAAGCAGUUGACAGUAAAAGUUCACUAAAGCAACUCAAUCUAUUCAUCGACAACAGAGGAAUAAUCAUAGUAGGCGGAAGAUUGCGCCAUUCGGAUAUUCCAGAAUCUCAGAGACAUCCCAUUGUUUUGCCCUCCAGGCAUCACAUAACAACUAUCAUCUUGAGAGAACAACAUACAAAACUACGGCAUUGCGGUCCGCAACAACUGCUGUGUGUGACGCGCCUUGAAUAUUGGCCUUUAUCAGGAAGAAGAGAAGCGAGAAAGAUCACUCGUGCAUGCACUAAGGCAGUUCACUUGGAGCUGGUCAGUGGUCUUGACACUGAAGCCUUUAUGGCUGCACUCCGACGUUUCUCAGCAAGAAGAGGAACUAGCUCCCACAUAUAUUCAGACAAUGGCAGUAAUUUUAUCGGAGCCUCCAAUGAGCUUAAGGCAAUGUACGAAUUCCUAAGAAGAGAAGGGGAGAACAUUGCAACAAAUUUGGCAAUGCAACACAUAUGCUGGCAUUUCAUUCCACCUCACAGUCCGCAUUUCGGUGGACUAUGGGAGGCCGGUGUGAAGAAAAUCGAAGGGAUCCUUAACUCUAGACCACUUACUCCUAUGUCAUCAGACCCGAAUGAUUACGCGGCUCUCACUCUUUCACAUUUCAUUACUGGCGAUUCCUUAUUAAGACCUGCAGUAGAGAAUUAUCUUGAUGUACCUGAUAUGCGGCUCUCCAGAUGGCAACAUUUGCAGAAGAUUCGACAACAUUUUUGGCAAAGAUGGCAGCGCGAAUACCUUCAGCAGCUUCAGGUUCGAACCAAGUGGGGUACAGGAAAACAUAAGAUGGAAGGUGGAUCUCUGGUCAUUUUGAUGGACGAGAAUCUACCAACUUUGCAAUGGAAAUUGGGCAGAAUAACCGAGCUUCACCCUGGAUCAGAUGGGCUAACGAGAGUAGUCACAGUCCGCACAAGUGCUGGGUCCUAUAAGAGAGCAGUGAAGAAGUUAUGUGCUCUUCCGGACGAGGUACCAGAUUAA
This is a messenger RNA of Vollenhovia emeryi, 3390 nucleotides long. RefSeq lists its product as uncharacterized. The record is from RefSeq and is a predicted model, not a curated record. The transcript is spliced from 3 exons. Lineage: Eukaryota; Metazoa; Arthropoda; Insecta; Hymenoptera; Formicidae. Bases 1 to 3390 code for a protein of 1129 amino acids. Gene Ontology annotation, molecular function: nucleic acid binding.